Molecule: messenger RNA, 1116 nt
Organism: Brassica oleracea var. oleracea
Lineage: Eukaryota; Viridiplantae; Streptophyta; Magnoliopsida; Brassicales; Brassicaceae
Exons: 1
Coding region: 1-1116 (371 amino acids)
Source: RefSeq, a predicted model, not a curated record
AUGGAUGUCAACAACGCUUUCCUUCAUGGCGAUCUCGAAGAAGAAGUAUACAUGAAACUACUGCAUGGAUUUCGUCAUUCUCAUCCCAAUAAGGUUUGUCGUCUUCGCAAGUCAUUAUAUGGUAUCAAGCAAGCUCCCCGUUGCUGGUUUAAAAAGCUCUCUGAUGCGCUGCUUAAUUUUGGUUUUAUCCAGUCCUAUGAUGACUACUCAUUGUUCUGCUACAGUCGCAAAGGAAUACAGCUGUGUGUGUUGAUAUAUGUUGACGAUUUGCUUAUCAGUGGUAACGAUAGUCGUAUGGUACAAAAGUUCAAAGAAUAUUUGAGUAAGUGUUUCUCUAUGAAAGAUCUGGGAAAACUCAAAUACUUCCUUGGUAUCGAAGUAAGUCGUGGUCUAGAAGGUAUAUUUCUCUCUCAGCGUAAGUACACUUUGGACAUUAUUGCCGACACAGGAAACCUUGGCUGCAAGCCGGCGGCUACUCCUCUCGAACAGAAUCAUCAACUCGGCAAGGUUGAGAGUCCCGUCUUGGCUGAUCCGCGCAAGUAUAGGAGGCUUGUCGGCAGGUUAUUGUAUCUUCUCCAUACCAGACCCGAGUUGAGUUAUUCGGUUCAUGUUCUCUCUCAGUAUAUGCAGACGCCCAAAGAAGCUCAUUGGGAAGCUGCGCAACGAGUAGUGUGUUUUUUAAAGAAUUCUCAUGGCCAAGGAAUCAUGUUAAGCUCGUCUCAAGAUAUGUCCCUCACCAUUUACUGUGACUCCGAUUGGUCUUCUUGUUGCAAAACCCGUCUUUCUCUCAGUGCCUUUGUUGUUUUACUUGGUGAUUCUCCGAUAUGUUGGAAGACGAAGAAGCAAGAUACAGUAUCCCAUUCUUCCGCAGAAGCUGAAUAUCGAGCUAUGUCUGAUGCUCUCAAAGAAGUUAACUUUUUACGUAAACUGUUGCAUGGAUUCGAUGUCAAACAGGUUCCUACUCGCUUCUUCUGUGAUAGUAAAGCAGCUAUCUACAUUGCUACAAAUCCAGUCUUCCAUGAACGUACCAAGCACAUUGAUAAUGAUUGUCAUGCGGUUCGAGACGCUAUAAAAGCUGGUCUUAUUAAUCUCCGUCACAUACGUACCAAGGAGUAG